Molecule: messenger RNA, 4725 nt
Organism: Megalobrama amblycephala (Wuchang bream)
Lineage: Eukaryota; Metazoa; Chordata; Actinopteri; Cypriniformes; Xenocyprididae
Gene: mrtfaa
Product: myocardin related transcription factor Aa
Exons: 17
Coding region: 493-3771 (1092 amino acids)
Biological process (GO): smooth muscle cell differentiation
Source: RefSeq, a predicted model, not a curated record
GAGAGGUCAUUGAGUGCAGAGUGGGCUGCUUUAAUAAAACACACACUACUCAGCACAAAUGUGUGUGUGUGUAUAUGUAGACUGAAUGACUUGAGGAACAGCUGCGGUUGUGCGGUAGUGCUGUCACACACACACACAAACGCACACCUUUCCCUGCGGAUAACUUCAGUCUCAAUGCUGCUACUGCAACAGCAGGAGCUCUGGAUCUUUGAUGUGGCUGUUUCUACUCAUCAGAUAUCUCCCUUCUUUAUUUUUUAUUUCUUUGCUUUCCGUCAUCUUCUGCUCUCUUUUUUUUUUUUUUUUUUCCUCAUCCGGAUUCCUGUGAGCAGAUCAGCAGUUUGGCUGUUCAACGUGAAUGACUGAAACAGAUGAAAUAUGAAAGACACAAAGGCUGAAUUAAGUUUUUGAGUCAAAAACUUGAACGUCUCUUUGAAGGAAAAGCAGUGAAGCACGUCUUUUUGCUGCAGAAAGAUUCAUUUAACUUUUGAAAACAUGACCACCAUGCUGGACACCAGCUCUUGGCUCUUGCCCGGCCCCGCCUCUUUUGGAUCUGCUUCAGUCAGCCGUGUCAUGAGGAAACGAGUUGUCCGAUUGGACCGUGAGCGGCGUGCCUGCCUGAGUCUGAGAGAAGUGCUCCAACUAAAACUUCAGCAGAGACGGACUCGAGAAGAACUGGUUAGCCAGGGGAUCAUGCCACCACUGAAAAGUUCUGCGUCCUUUCAUGAGCAGAGACGAAGUUUAGAACGAGCUAGGACUGAGGACUACCUGAAGAGAAAGAUCCGCAGUCGCCCAGAGAGGUCAGAGCUGGUCAGGAUGCACAUUCUUGAAGAGACGUCAGCGGAGCCAUCUCUUCAGGCCAGGCAGCUUCUGCUGAAACGAGCUCGUCUAGCUGACGACCUGAACGAUAAAAUCUCCCAGCGGCCUGGUCCGAUGGAGCUCAUUCACAAAAAUAUCCUUCCAGUUGACAGCAGCCUCAAACAAGUCAUCAUAGAGACGGAGUUUCCAAAAGUAGAAGCAGAGAACUCUUCGUUUGAUGAGGAAAGCAGUGAUGCGUUCUCACCGGAGCAGCUACUCUGUCAGGACUCUCCCCUUGGCCACACCCACAUACCUUCUCCACCUGAGAUACCAGCCAAUGAAACAACACCAAAACAGGUCCCACCCCCUCCCCCUCCUCCUCCUCCUCCUCCUCCUCCUCCACCACCUCCGCUGCCAAAUGCAGCUGGCCUCGCCCCUCAGCAGAAACUAGCCAAUGGAACAACAGGCCACAAGCAAGCUCCUGCACUACAAAAGGGUGGUAAAGUGAGUAGUGAGCGACCUGCUCAGCGCUCUAAGAAGGUGAGAGACAAUAAACCAAAAGUAAAGAAGCUGAAAUAUCACCAGUAUGUUCCUCCGGACCAGAAAGCCGAGCGUGAGCCUCCGCCUCUGCUCGACUCCUCCUACGCCAAACUCCUCUAUCAGCAGCAGCUCUUCCUCCAGCUUCAGAUCAUAAACCAACAGCAACAAAACUACAACUACCACACCAUCUUACCUGCUCCUCCCAAGCCUCCUGCUGAUCAGCAGCUUGCCUCAGCCAAUGGCCCAUCACCAUCCAGGAAUGACACGCAACCUCAAUCAAUAUCUACUAAUCUGACUGGUCAAAAUCAACAGACCACUGCAAAUGGAGGCGGGAUUAAUAUAGGGCCUCUGCCUCCCAACCUGGAGGAGCUAAAGGUGGCAGAGCUGAAGCAGGAGUUAAAACUGCGUGGCUUAACUGUCUCGGGCACCAAAAAUGACCUUAUUGAACGGCUGAAGAAUUUUCAGGAGCAGCAUGGUGGCACCACUGCACCAACAUCUUCUAAAACCAGCACACACUCAGCAGGAGGAGACUCUUCUCUCUACCAGUUAACAGACAGGAGCAUGGUGGUCGCUUCCUUCCCAUUUGUUGCAACUGCUGAAAGGGGUGGAGCUCAGAAGACGGCACCACAGAUAAUGCAGUUUGGCAGCACUGGCUCCUCCCCUCCGGUUUCCCCCGCCCACUCAGAGCGCUCAUCAACUGGAUUGAGCCCAGAUGAAACAAGCUGUAAUGGGGAUGCUUUUGGGGAAAUGGUGACCUCUCCUCUUACCCAGCUGUCCUUGCAGCCUUCUUCCCCUCUCCCCACAGCAAUCUGCAUUAAAGAGGAGCCUGGCAGCCGGACAUCUCCUUCCUCCUGCUGCCUGGUAUCCCAGUCUGCUGCGCCCCCUAUAGACAAAGACCAGAUGCUGCAGGAGAAAGACCGGCGCAUUCAGGAACUCACACGCAUGCUGCUGCAGAAGCAGCAGCUGGUCGAAACGCUGCGCUCACAGCUGGAGGGCAAACGGGUGGGCGUGCCCAUCCGAGUCAAAGAGGAACUUCUUGGUGUCACUAUGGAGGCGGUCAGGGCGACCAUAAAGGAAGAGGUCAUAGAGGUGAUGGAGGAGAGUGAGAUGGUAACAGAGCCGCAGGUGUUCCCACAGGCAGAGCAGAUGCAGCAGCAAAGGAUGCUGGAAGCAGCAGAGCUGGAGCAGGAACGGCAGCAACAGCAGCUCGUAAUGCAACAGAAUCAGCGUAACCUGCAGCAACAAGCACAUCAGAGGAAGAGGAAAACACAAAAACAACAGCACAACCAACAGAAACAACAGUUGCCUCAAGCACUUACCAACCAGCAGUCAAAUCCAGUUUCUUCAUUCCCAGUGGACGGACAUAACUCAAACUCCACCCCUACGAUAGUGACCGACUGCAAUGGCAACCAGUUCCUGCUAACACUGUCAAAUCAAAACACAGACACACCGGCCAGAGGCCGCCGCCCCCAGGGCAAAGUAACCAAUCAGAUCAAACUACAGAGACUACAAUCUACAUCCACAACGUUACCCAACCAAUCAGUGACUGAACUGCCUAACAAUAACAUCCAAUCUGAACAGCCCAUACAAACUGUCAUCUUGAAACAGCCAAUCAAAAAGGCACUAAAGCCAGACCUGAACAUGACGAGCAAUUACAGAACAUCAAGCUCUACAUCCAUCUCAGCACCAGCCAAUCUCCAACAGUUCUUCUCUUCAGUGGAUUCCAUGAACGACACCGAGCCCGUCCCCUCAUCUCCCAACAACAACAAUGAGAAGAUGUGUUUGGACCAGCAUGCUUUGCGCUCUCCUUCCACCUUGUGUUCACCCAUAGCUCUUUGCCAUCAGGAAAAUGGCUGCCAUCAGCAAGUUGACGACCUGUUUGACAUCCUAAUUCAGCGUGGAGAAAUCUCAGAGAAUUUCAAAGCCAGCCCUGAUCCUGUUCUCGAAAGGCUUCGGCCAAACACGCCCCUUUUCUCAAACUCCUCCCCUCUCAAUAUUUCCCCUCCCUCUGAUAUGCCCGUCAAAACAUCGAUUUUAGACCCUCAACCUCCUUCCAUUAAGGCUCACAGCAAUUGUGACACAGGAGGUGGGCGUCUUGAAGAUUUCUUGGAAAGCACUACUGGCAAACCAUUGCUGGGAGUGGAGCCAGGGGGACCGACAACGCUAAUCGUCGACCUCCACAACCAAAUGCUCAGCACACCGAGUAUCCUAGACCACCCACGUUCCCCGAUGGAUACUUGUGACAUGAGUUUUUCCAAUCACUCAGUUUCAGAUUUGGUAGACUCCGCCCCUGAUCCUAUGGAUUGGCUGGAGCUCGGAAUGGGCGGGACCGGAGAGGAGGGGCCAGGGAUGGUACCUAUGAAUGGACAUGACUCCUCUAGCUUAUUUUCUGCCGACUUUCUGGACACUUCUGAUCUGAAUUGGUCCAGUUUAUAGUGGAUUAGCUUCCUUCGCACAGUACCGCUUUUAUUUUCGUUUCCACCGGUGACUUUUCCAGUUUGGAUUCAACAAGUUUGGAUUCUCAUAAUACUAAUUUAACUUGGAUUAUGUUACAUAUUGUUACAUUAUGUUACCCCCCUACAGAGCAGUCUAUCUGAUAUAUUGUUUUUUGAGCAUUUGCUUAUCUGAAACACAUCUAAACCUUUCCAAAUUUGGAAACGAAGAGAACAAGAUGUUUCUGUGCUUUCAUCAAUUAAAAUAUGUGAAUUGUUCUUAUAAUAUGACACUCAAAACAAGAUGCUUUCUAGAUGAUGCAUUUGCUCAAAUGUUUUAGUGACAUACAUGUGCUUAUGGAAGUAGGCGUACAGAAAAGCAGUAUAUAUCCAGUUUUUGCCUCAAUUUUAGCAAAUUCAUUAACUGAGUGCACAUUUUGAAUUUAAAUUUGAAUAUGUGGCAGUAAACAAAUAGUUUUUCGAAAUUGCUUUACCAAAUAUAACUGGUCAACUUGUGCAUACUGGUUAUUUAUCAUAGAGCUACAGAAUAUGCACCUAUUUAUAGUGUUGAGCUAAUGUUGCUAAAAAAAAAAAUUAUAGCAUAAGCCAACAGAUUUCGUUACAUUUUGUUAGUAUUGACAUUUGUAUUUUAGCAUAAGCAUUUUAGUAAUACUGCUAUUACUACUACUUCUAAUAAUAAUUGUUAGUAUUAGUAUUAUUACUAUUAUUAUUAAUAUUACACUGUAAACAUUUCUACCUACACCUUAUUUUUAAAUAUAAUCAAAUUGGCGUUACAAGUCAUUUCAACUAAUUUAAAUAGACUUUAAAAAAUUGAGUUGAAUCUUCUAAUUUAAAGGUUGAAAUUGGUUAAAGGGAUAGUUCACCCAAAAAUGAAAAUUUGAUGUUUAUCUGCUUACCCAAAGAGCAUCCAAGAUGUAGGUGUCUUUGUUUUUUCAGU